This is a messenger RNA of Pseudomyrmex gracilis, 3700 nucleotides long. It is a transcript of the gene dgo, whose product is annotated as ankyrin repeat domain-containing protein 6. Gene Ontology annotation, molecular function: protein binding. The record is from RefSeq and is a predicted model, not a curated record. NCBI's taxonomy places the organism in Eukaryota, Metazoa, Arthropoda, Insecta, Hymenoptera, Formicidae. The transcript has 11 exons. The coding region runs from base 827 to 3127 and encodes 766 amino acids.
UCUUUCUGACUCCCAGGUGAACAUGUCCUCGAGAGUGCGCAUCUACGUCCACCGCCUCAGCGAGAUGACACGAUAUCGCAAAUUUGGAUUAUGCCGUUGAGGAAAUCGAAUUGUGCUCGCAAGUGCUCGCAACGGAAUUGCUUGUUUCGAAUGAAGGGAGUUUUUUUUUUUUUCGUGCUUGUGAUACUGUGCGAAUUCCGAAGAGGAGAGAGAAUGACGAAGUUCUGAUCGGAAGAGCGAUCGAGAUACGAAUUUCUAGUCGCACUUUCUUCAAAAUUUUGUUCAAUCUCUCGUGUCUCUAACACUGGAGAGGCAACAAACUACAAGCAAAUACAAUUGGAUCUAUAUCACACGAGAUCGAGUGAUGCAACGCGCGCACGCGGGGAGCAUUGAGAUCUUCUCCAGGCGUUGAAGUCUCCGUACUCGCAGUUAAAUUUCGCACCGAAGUUAGAAUUGUGCCGCAAAACUUUCACGUUCGAGUUUGUUUUUUUUUACUUUCUUGUUGUUAACAAUUCAAUAAUUAUAAUCAAUUUCGCCGUGGAACUUCGACAGAACUCUCUUUCUUUGAAAAAAAAAUUGUGUGUGUGUGUGUGUUCUGAAAAUCUUGGUUCGAUGCGCGAUACUUGUGAAAUCGCGUUCUUUGUGCAACAUCCGUUCGGAGUGUUGUAAAAAAAAAAAAACAGCAGUGAUGUGACUUUGUGCUUUUCGCGGUGAAUGUUGUAGAAAGCAAAGUUGUCCGACACAAUUUCGAUUCACGGAUUAAGGAUUUACUUUCGCAAACAACAACGCGUUCUGGACAAGCGUAUAUGGCCGAUGCGCGACUGGAAUGGCAGAAAAGUUGCGCGAGGCGGCUGCUUGUGGCGACGUUGCUCGACUCACACGUCUGCUUGAUGCGAACGUUAAACCGUUACCCGACGAGAAUGGCCGUGGGCCCCUGUUGCUGGCCGCGGCAGGUGGCCACGUGGAAGCGUGCGAGGCCUUGUUACUGCGGGGCGUCGAUGUCAGUGCCACGGACGACCAUGGUAACUCGGCGCUACACGAGGCAUCAUGGCGCGGCUAUAGCCGGACCGUGGCGGUUCUGGCGAAGGCCCUCGGGACCCAGCGGGCCCCACUGCAUGCCAGGAAUCUCGCCGGAUUUGCACCGCUUCACCUUGCCUGUCAAAACGGCCAUAAUCAAAGCUGUCGAGAACUCCUCCUAGCCGGCAGCAAUCCCGAUCUUCAGAACAACUACGGGGACACGCCGCUUCACACUUCCGCGCGUUACGGCCACGCCGGCGUAACGCGCAUUCUGAUCUCGGCUCUGUGCAGAGUUUCCGAACAGAACAAAAACGGCGAUACCGCAUUGCACAUAGCCGCGGCGAUGGGCCGACGGAAGUUAACGCGAAUCCUUCUGGAGGCUGGUUGCGAUCGAAGUUUGCGGAACAAACAGGGCGAAACGGCGAAGGACAUCGCUCGACGUAAGAAUCACACCGAAAUCCUGGAGAUCAUCUCCAAGACUCGCGGUAAAAGCCGAACGCGCAGCAAAAGCCGCGAAAAAGAUUCGGUGGACGGUAAAAUUGAAGACGACAAGGAUCAUAAGGCGGUAAAGUCAAACAAGAAGCGAGAAAAGACCGGAAGCGGCACGAGCGGCGGCGGCGGAAGCUCGAAAAAGGAUCGAAAGAAACACAAGUCCUACAGCAAGCAGCAUAAGGUCCGUUUUGAAAAAGCUAUCAUGGGCCGACAGUGGUCGCCUUACGGCUGCCACUAUUAUCCGGAUCCGGAAGCGUUUCCGCAACCACGUCUCGACUCUCUGCCGGCUGACCCUUUGGGGCGGGGCGAGCAGUACUACUUGGAUCUGGCGGGCAACAUCAGAAAGGGCCCGGUCGGUGUCGGUUACACGUGCUAUUGCGCGCCGUUCUUCCGACAUAUGGAAGCGAAACUGGAACGCGACAAAGCCGAGCUUAAGGCGCACAUCGAUCAGGCUCACGAGAAGCUGGAUCUUAAGGUUGCCAAUCUGGAGAGGAGAACCAGAGGACAGAUCUCGGAACUGACCAGAUGCGUUCAGGAGGAGCGAUUCAGAUGCGACGAGAGAUACUCGCACGUGCAGCAUCGUCUGCAGCGAGGCGGUAGAGGAAGGUACAGCGAGAGACCGAUGAAGACCAAUUACAAUCAGUCGGAAAUCGUGCUGCCCACCAGAACGAGAUCGCUGGAGGAUCUGCUGGACGAUCGACCGCAGGAUCGGAGUUUCGAGAUUCCGGGUGAGACGUCAAUUCACCGCGGGAGUCUGGACGAUCUCGACAUACCGGCCAUACCUAGACUCAGCAUAUCCAUGAAGGAUUUACCUUCCGGAUCCGCAGUGACCAGAUCAGCGCUCAGGGUACUGGACAUCCCGCCGAGACUUAACGAAACGUUCGACGGGGUAAUUCGCCAGAGCGAAACCUCGCCCCUGAACAUGGCGUCGACGGAAUCACCUUCCGUUGAGGGAAGACGUCAGCAGAGGAGUUGCGCGCACGAUAAAAACAUUCCUACGGAAGAUAAGACCCGAAGGAACAACAACGCGUUAAACAACGGGAACACGUUGGACUGGAGCGGCGGUCGUCGCAGCGUUCACGAGAUAAUCAAACGAUUUCAACAAGUACCUGAUAUAAACAGCGGCUGGCGAAGACUCUGCGGGAAGAGCAAACCUGCCGCCAAGGACGAACACGUCAAGUGUUCGCAAAAUCAAAGAGUUCCUUCUCAAGGUAACGAAAGCGAGAGCAGCGAGGGGGAAGACGAUGACGCCGAGCAACCGGAAGCGUACAAAGGAAUGAACUACAGAAACGGCAUUUCCGACGACGUGCAUUACGACAGCAUCGCGAGAAUGCCAUACAGAUCGCGCAAUCCCGUGUACAGUCCGACGCCGCCUCUGCACGACACUCACAACGAUUCCGGAUACAGCACUCGCAUGUACGGGUCCAGCAAAGGCGCGUCGCCCUCAUUGUCGGGCCAGUUGGAGUGUGACGUAAUUUUGCCAUCCUCGACCGGGCCGUUUACGAACGGAGAGCAACUUGCCGCGUUGCUGGAACAACCGAGAGGACACGAUCUGACGGUUUACGAACGAAACGGCGAUAACGUUGUUAUAAACAUCGGUACGGCCAGUUUGGUUUAAACGUGUAAUUUUUUUUUUUUUUUUGACGCCGCGUUGUGGUUUUUUUUUCUUUAACCACACACAAGAGUCACACCUUCAAAUUAUAUUCAAGCGUACCGCAUUAUAUAUUGUAUAUAAAAAUAAAAUACGCGCCUCUCUCCGGGGAGGCUUCAGAAAUGUUUUUGUGAAGCAAACAAUUCGCUGUUGAUAUAUUAUAUAUUACGAAAGGUGUCAUAUCUCCGCGUUGCCAUGUUUUUUUUUAUAUCGUAUAAGAGCAAAACAUAUUGCGUGUGUGUGUGUAGCCACACACAAACAGUAUUUAUUAUUCGUGUAUGAUAUCGUGUGUAUAAAAAUUGUAUGAUAUAAAAAUAUUAUAUAAAAAUUAUAUAAAGAGAUGGAUGUUUGUGUAACUGACGAUUGUCGAAACUCAAUUAAUUUUGACUGUCACAAUCAUUUCUGUCUUUUCUCAAUUCAUGUAAAAAAGUCGGAUUUGUGAACUCUCAUAAGUCAUCAGUUACACUCACGUUUAAUCACGAGUACAUGUGAUUACUUCAGUACGUGUAUACGACAAUAUACAAAAAAUAAAGAAAUUCA